Molecule: messenger RNA, 912 nt
Organism: Prorocentrum cordatum
Lineage: Eukaryota; Dinophyceae; Prorocentrales; Prorocentraceae
Source: the annotation of a GenBank genome assembly
GGCUGAGGCUCAGCCUCGAGGCUUCAGCUGAGACUCCUUGAAACUCACGCGCCGGAUCGGCUGAUUUUUCAGAGCGCCGUGCCAGCCGUCGCGCCUCGACGCUCUACGCGCUGAGGCCAUGGUGGAAUUUGGGGGCGGCGCCGCUUUUCAGGUCUCUGAGACGGGCAGGUUCGUGAUGGAGGCGCUGGGCGCGGCUGUCAUUCCCGAGGGCGCUGACGACGCCGGCGAAGUUUUAGUGUCUGAGUGGGCUGAAGCUGAAGCCAUUCAGUGCAAUGGGCAUCGCCUCCGCCGUGCAGGGCUUGCGGUGUUCUGCGAGGUCUGCGUUGCGUGGUCAGCGGGAGGUGUAUCCAAGCAAGUAUUGGCGGACUGUUGCGGUAUCCCGAGUGGCGAAAGAAAGGGGGAAACGUUUCUUUCGAAUCUUGACUCGAGAAGGCGGCGUUUGUUGAAGGGCCUGCACCCCGAGGACAACGUCGAGCUCACCUUCCCAGCUGUUCCCCGAGGCGGGUUGGUCAAAGUUUCUGCAUCGGCGGCCUGAUGGACGUCUAUCGUGUGUAUACACUGGCCUCAGGAGAGCGACCCGUGAGGGUGUUCUGGCCAGUCAUUGGUGGCGACUGCGCUUGCCUCUCCGAAGGCCAGGAUGCGUGCCCAAUGGCCCAAGGGGGGCGACCCGAGAUGGUGUUCUGGCCAGCUGUCGGUGACGGCUGCGCUUGCCUCCCCGAAGGUCAGGGGCACGAGAGCGACCCGUGAGGAUGUUCUGGCCACUUGUUUGCGACAGGUGCGCUUGCCUCGCAUGACUCCUUUCCGAGCGGAAGCGACCCGUGAGGGGGUUCUGGCCACCUGUUGGUGGCAGGUGCGCUUGCCUUCUGCUGGGAACGGGCCUUGGACAUCGGUUUCACGCUACUAUGAUGUGAG